Molecule: messenger RNA, 1011 nt
Organism: Trifolium pratense (red clover)
Lineage: Eukaryota; Viridiplantae; Streptophyta; Magnoliopsida; Fabales; Fabaceae
Product: ethylene-responsive transcription factor SHINE 2-like
Exons: 2
Coding region: 71-700 (209 amino acids)
Biological process (GO): regulation of DNA-templated transcription
Molecular function (GO): DNA binding; DNA-binding transcription factor activity
Source: RefSeq, a predicted model, not a curated record
UCACUACUCUUUACUCAUCAUAUCCACAUUUUCACAUUAUAUUAAUUCAUUCCCAACAAAGAAGACAGAUAUGGUACAACAAACAAAGAAGUUCAGAGGAGUCAGGCAACGCCAGUGGGGCUCUUGGGUGUCAGAAAUUCGCCACCCUUUGUUAAAGAGAAGGGUGUGGCUAGGGACAUUUGAGACAGCAGAAGCAGCAGCAAGAGCAUAUGAUCAAGCUGCAAUUUUGAUGAAUGGUCAAAGUGCUAAGACUAAUUUUCCAAAGAAACAAGGUGAAGAUGAUUCUGCUAUUGACACCUCUUCUAAUAACAAUGGUGGUGGUGAUGAUUCUUUCUUGUCUCCCAAGGCACUUUCUGAGUUACUUAGUACUAAGCUUAGGAAGUAUUGUAAAGACCCUUCUCCUUCACUUACUUGUUUGAGGCUAGAUAAUGAUAAUUCUCAUAUUGGAGUGUGGCAAAAAAGAGCUGGAACACAUUCUGAUUCUAAUUGGGUCAUGAGAGUUGAACUUGGUGGGAAGAAAAAGACAGUAGAAUCAGAGAUAGGGUCAAAAGAAGAUGUUAUUGAUGGUGGUAGUAAUAAUGGUAAUGCUGAUGAUAUUCAAAAUAGGGUGAUAGUAGAAGAAGAGGAAAGAGUUGCUUUGCAGAUGAUUGAAGAGUUACUUAAUUGGAAUUAUCCAUGUGGUUCAACUUCAAGUAAUUAACUAUCAGAAUUCAGAAGGAAGAAAAUAGGAACAUUUCAUGUCAUGGUUCUUAAAAUUGUAGCAAAUCCAUGCAUGCCAUUUUCUGCUAUAUUUUUCAUGUACUUUUCUGUUUUCUGUAAAAUAUAUUUAUAUAUGUAUAUGCUGUCAAAGUGCUGAUAAAUAGAUAAUAGCCACUUUGAUAGUUACUUAAUACAAUAUGCAAUAUAUAUUAUGGAUUUGUGGUUGGGAAACAUUAGAAUUUGGAUCAGAUUAAGAAGAAGGAUGUGUUGGAAUUAUUGAAAAGUUAUAUAAAAAGCAAUUUAAUCUGUCAA